AUUCUCAGCCCGGCCUCUGAGAUGAUGGGACUGGGAAACGGGCGUCGGAGCAUGAAGUCGCCGCCCCUCCUGCUGGCUGCCCUGGUGGCCUGUGUCAUCGUCCUGGGCUUCAACUACUGGAUCGCCAGCUCCCGGAGCGUGGAUCUCCAGACACGGAUCUUGGAGCUGGAAGGCAGGGUCCGCAGGGCGGCCGCGGAGCGAGGGGCCGUGGAGAUGAAGAAGAACGAGUUCCAGGGGGAGCUGGAGAAGCAGCGGGAGCAGCUGGACAAGAUCCAGUCCAGCCACAACUUUCAGAUGGAGAGCGUCAACAAGCUGUACCAGGAUGAGAAGGCGGUUUUAGUGAAUAACAUCACCACAGGAGAGCGGCUCAUCAGAACCUUGCAAGACCAGUUGAAGGCCCUGCAGAAGAAUUACGGCAAGCUGCAGCAGGAGGUCCUCCAGUUUCAGAAGAACCAGUCCAACCUGGAGAGGAAGUUCUCCUAUGACCUGAACCAGUGCAUCAACCAGAUGAAAGAGGUGAAGGAGCAGUGUGACGAGCGGAUAGAGGAGGUCACCAAAAAGGGGAACGCGGCCGGGGCUUCCAGAGCCCCAAGCGAACAGAAGGACCAAAGCCAGCAGCCCCGAGCGGCCAGUGAGCCGCAGCCCCGGCCGCAGGAAGCCGGCCCGCCCCGGGGCAGGGAGACGGCGCCCAGCAAGGGCGAGCCCCAGACCCCGGCCCAGUUCAGAGGCUGCGCACAGGCAGGCUGGGGCCCGGGCUUCAUUCGGGGCGUUGGUGGGUCAGUGGGACCGAGGGGAGGUGGCCGAGCCCCGGGCAGUGUCCUGGGCUCCGAGCUAGUGUCUCACAGACGCGAUGGUCAGACGCCCUCAGCAGGGCCGCCGCCUCCGCUUGUGCCCCCGCACUGUGAUCCAGAGCCUCAGUUAAACUCCUUGCCGGGAGGUCACAGCUCACUGUGUUUCGUGCACAGAGGAAGCCCCGGAGAUGCAGGUCGUCAGCAAGGAGGAGCUUUCGAGGGACGGCCCGGGGCUGCCGCCGGAGCCGGGCCGAGAGCCGGCUGUGGCCCCGGACGGCCGCGUGGCCGGAAGAGGCGGCGCGGAGGCCAGACCCCGCGGGUGCCGGACGCGUUGUUCGUGAGUCAGGAGGAUCCGGAGGAGGAGGGCCCCGAGCGGGAGCAGCUCGUCAUCCGCGACGGGCAGGAGGAGGAGCAGGAGCCCGGCGCGGAAGGGAGAAAGCAGCAAAAGCUGGGAUCAGAUGAUGAGUACAACAUGGAUGAAAAUGAGGCAGAAUCUGAGACAGACAAGCAGGCGGCCCUCGUGGGGAAUGACAAAAACAGAAACGUUCUUAACGCUGAAAAUCAGAAAGGAGACUCGAUAAAUUUACUUGACCAGCCUGAAAAGAGGAAUCAAACACUCUGAAUCAAACUGGAAUCACAUACUUUGUUUCUGAAUUGAACAGAGAUCACUACAGAAUAUUCAUGAGGGACGGAAUACUGUGAAAUGCACUAAGUAAACAUCUAAAGAUGACUGUUGUGGAGUUUUAGUGUGUAUUUACUAUGUAGGAAAAUGAGACCGUCUUUGAGACUGUUUUGGGGGUACUUUUGAAGCGUCUAUCUUAAGAUGUCAAAGUCGUCGAAAUUUGUUGGCUAAUAGGUGUUUCAUGAGAAGAUCCACACCAAAAACAGAACCCAGGCCAUCCUUCAGGUGUGGCGCAGACGGUGGCGUGCCACCGUGCAGCAGGACCGCGACGUGAAGGAGGCCCGCCGCGCUGACAGCGCCUCUUCCUCAGUUUGCCCUGGAGUCACGCUCCUGGUGCUGAGCUGGGCAACGGGGACCAGCCCGUGACUUCCACUCUUUCCUGCCGGCACUGAAUGGUUUUGGUUUAUCCUCCUGUGCUCACUCCUAGUUCUGAUAGACAGCAGCUCAGAGCGCUGACUGUGAACACAGACAUCACUUUCAAUGGUGUUAAAAGCGUCCAAACACAGAGGUGUUCUGUGCGAGAAUCUUUAAAAAGACUGCCUGUAUAAUGGCCCUUGUCAUUAAUGUGCAGAGUGCUUGUAAGUGACCUGUAACUUGAACACCUGUGAUCUGUCCUUGCUCUGCCUUGCUCUGCGGGCAGAGCUGAAUCCUCUGUGCUAAGUCAAGCCAGGAGGAGCCGCGUGCCAGUCAGCCCUUUGACACGACAGGGGCCACAGCAGAGGGGACGCCGGCCCCGCGCCCAGGGCCUGUCUGUUGUGGGCGAGCGGCCUCCUGCACUCGUGGGAGAAAGGGGAGAAGGCUGAUGGUGAAGGAGAGACAGCAGACAGACUGGGGGAGUUUAGAAAGGCAAGAGAAAUGCAGCAGUUGUUUCUGUGUUUACACAUUUAGCUUGUGCUCAAGGACUAGCACGAAACUGAUUUAAAAUCAAAAGUUAAUGUAAAUCAACUCACAAGUAAACCUAAUUUACACUGAUA
Molecule: messenger RNA, 2447 nt
Organism: Vicugna pacos (alpaca)
Lineage: Eukaryota; Metazoa; Chordata; Mammalia; Artiodactyla; Camelidae
Source: RefSeq, a predicted model, not a curated record